Messenger RNA from Zingiber officinale, 1331 nucleotides. RefSeq names its product ethylene-responsive transcription factor ERF014-like. Lineage: Eukaryota; Viridiplantae; Streptophyta; Magnoliopsida; Zingiberales; Zingiberaceae. Gene Ontology annotation, biological process: regulation of DNA-templated transcription. Gene Ontology annotation, molecular function: DNA-binding transcription factor activity; DNA binding. The transcript has a single exon. Bases 531 to 1118 code for a protein of 195 amino acids. The record is from RefSeq and is a predicted model, not a curated record.
AUGCGGGUUUGGAUCUGAUUUAGGAAAUCUCGAAAGCUUUCACUCUCAUUCAUUUGACAGCAGUUAAUAAAUAGGAUCAUGAAUCCCUCGUGGGCAAGCUCAACAGGUAAGGCCUCUGACUCUGAUCAGGCUGGGUUACCCAUCUCUGAUUAAAGCAUUUUGGGGCCACAGGAGAUUCAUCCAGCUAAUAAUUCCCUGCAAUGUUAGCUAACUCAGUGAUCGAUCUGCAAGCUGACAGAAUCGAGCGGCCUUGGAUGAUAUAGUCAACGUCGACACGGGAGUGCCAUGAUUUGAUUUUUUUUUUUUUUAUUUUAUUGUUUUAAAAACAGUACUUAAAUUUUGUACUGUCCAUAAAUUUUCUCUAUCGUCCAUCCACCACUGUGGCCUGGCGUUGCUCCCUCUCCAUGUAUUCUCCAUGGCCGAAAAGCCUCUAUAAAUAGCUUAUCGUCUCCCCUGCAGUUGCCAUCCUCAACUGAUACGCUCGGCCUCAGGGAGAAGAAGAAGAAAGACGAAUUAGAGAGAAGGCAACAAUGGGGAAGAGCAGCGGGAAGAGGCAGUACAACGGGGUGCGGCGGCGGAGCUGGGGCUCGUGGGUCUCCGAGAUCAGGGCGCCGCUCCACAAGACCCGUAUCUGGCUCGGCUCCUACUCCACCCCGGACGCCGCCGCCCGCGCCUACGACGCUGCUCUCCUUUGCCUCAAGGGCUCCUCCGCCGCCACCUUCAACUUCCCCGCCGCCCUCCCUCGCGGCCGCCUCAUCGCCCCCUCCUCCAUAUCCCCCAAGUCCAUACAAAAACUCGCCGCUGCCGCUGCCGCAGCCACCAUGGUCACCAACACUCCUCCUCUUACUACUACUACUAGAACUACAUCAUUUCCUUCCGACUCCGACGAGGUUCAGUACCGGUCCGUUGACGUGCCGGCGACCUACAGCUCCACGACGUCAACGACGAGUGAGAAGAAGGAAGUGGUAGUGGAUGAAUCUUGGGUGGAUCUCGGAGCGAUAGUGCAGUCGCCGAAGAACGUGGACGACGAUCGAUUUGUAGUAUCUUCUAGUUACUGGCCGGAGGAGUGGGAGGAGGAGAUGGCUGCCGGCGACAUGAACCUUUGGAGCUUCUGCUAGAGACGACGAUCACAAGAUGUUUCUCUCUGUGUUGAUUUAUUCGUUCUACUUGUUCGUGGAGAUCAUAAAUUUGAAUAUAAUAUAUCGAUCGAUUCAACUAGAACUUAAUUAAUUUGUUCGAAUAAAGCCACAAUUCUGUGGCAACUUAUUGUUAGAGAAGAAAGAUUCAUCAUGUUUCGUUUCUCUUUUUCAGUUCUUUUGGCACUCUGAAUA